Tarenaya hassleriana is the source of this 3227-nucleotide messenger RNA. RefSeq names its product kinesin-like protein KIN-13A. Gene Ontology annotation, molecular function: microtubule motor activity; ATP binding; microtubule binding. Gene Ontology annotation, biological process: microtubule-based movement. The transcript is spliced from 14 exons. The coding region runs from base 335 to 2773 and encodes 812 amino acids. The record is from RefSeq and is a predicted model, not a curated record. NCBI's taxonomy places the organism in Eukaryota, Viridiplantae, Streptophyta, Magnoliopsida, Brassicales, Cleomaceae.
GUUCCUCUCUCUCUCUCUCGGCCUAACAUCUCUUACGAGAUAGGAGACGAAAAAUUUAAACAGAGCUCUUCCUUUCUCUCUCUUCUCAUCGCCAAAGGAUACGCGUCGCUUAGGGUUUUUUCCUCGUCAGAUCUGAUUGUUUCCCGAGAAAAUUCCAGAUCGCAGAUCUCAAAUCCUACCGCCGUGUAUCUUCGUCUCAAUUCGAUUCGAAGGAAGUGAAUAACUGUUUGGUGGACUUCCUGCUUUCAUGUUGUGCGUUGAAUCCGAAUUCUAUUCUCAUUAGUUGAUUUACAGAUCUCCGAAGUUGGCUCCCCAAAGAAGAUCACAGCGCCACAUGGGCGGCCAGAUGCAGCAGAGCAAUGCUGCGGCUGCGACGGCGCUAUACGAUGGGUCUCUUCACAGUGCGGGCCCUGCAAAUGACGCUGGUGAUGCGGUCAUGGCGCGGUGGCUUCAGUCCGCCGGUUUGCAGCAUCUGGCAUCUCCCGUUGCUUCCUCAGCCGUUGACCAGCGUCUUCUCCCCAGCCUUCUCAUGCAGGGUUAUGGAGCACAAACUGCUGAAGAGAAGCAAAGACUUUUCAAACUAAUGAGAAAUCUCAACUUUAAUGGAGAGUCGGCUUCUGAACCAUAUACUCCAACUGCACAGACAUCGGCAGCUUUGUCCUCGUCAGAUGGAUUUUAUUCACCUGAAUUCAGAGGUGAUUUUGGAGCUGGGUUGUUGGAUCUUCAUGCAAUGGAUGAUACAGAACUGCUAUCUGAGCAUGUGAUUUCGGAACCCUUUGAGCCGUCGCCUUUCAUGCCCAGUGUUAAUAAAGCACUGGAAGAAGAUUUCAAUUUGCCAGCUAGCCGGCAGCAACGUCAGGAAACAGAUGCUGAACACUUUGCUUCACUUUCCAAGGGAGAAAAUAGUGGAAGAGAGAAUAAUGUAGCCAAGAUUAAAGUAGUGGUGAGAAAAAGACCCCUGAAUAAGAAGGAAACUGCGAGAAAGGAAGAUGAUAUUGUUACUGUAUCUGAUAAUUCUUUGACCGUCCAUGAGCCAAAGCUAAAGGUGGAUUUGACUGCUUAUGUGGAAAAGCAUGAGUUCUGUUUUGAUGCUGUUCUGGAUGAGUAUGUUUCAAAUGAUGAGGUGUACAGGGUUACCAUCGAGCCAAUUAUCCCAACCGUUUUCCAGAGAACCAAAGCAACCUGUUUUGCAUAUGGGCAAACAGGCAGUGGUAAGACAUUUACAAUGAAACCACUGCCUAUCCGUGCUGCUGAAGAUCUUGUGAGGCUGUUGCGUCAACCUGUAUAUCACAAUCAGAGAUUUAAAUUGUGGCUCAGCUACUUUGAGAUAUAUGGUGGAAAGCUGUUUGAUCUUCUCAGUGACAGAAAGAAACUUUGUAUGCGAGAAGACGGUAGACAGCAAGUUUGCAUUGUUGGACUGCAAGAGUAUGAAGUUUCAGAUGUUCAAAUUGUGAAAGAAUUUAUCGAGAAAGGCAAUUCUGCGAGGAGCACAGGAUCGACUGGUGCCAAUGAGGAAUCUUCAAGAUCGCAUGCUAUACUACAGCUUGUUGUCAAGAAGCACGUCGAGGUAAAAGACACCAGACGGAAUAAUAAUGAUGGUAAUGAAUCCCGAGGGAAAGUUGUGGGAAAGAUAUCUUUCAUUGAUCUUGCUGGCAGUGAAAGAGGUGCAGAUACCACAGACAAUGACCGCCAGACAAGGAUCGAAGGUGCAGAAAUCAACAAGAGUCUAUUGGCUCUGAAGGAAUGUAUCCGUGCUCUGGAUAAUGACCAGCUACAUAUACCAUUUCGUGGAAGCAAACUAACGGAAGUCCUUCGUGACUCAUUCGUUGGAAACUCAAGAACUGUGAUGAUUUCUUGUAUCUCUCCAAAUGCUGGAUCAUGUGAACAUACCCUUAAUACAUUAAGAUACGCUGAUCGGGUUAAGAGUCUAUCCAAAAGUGGGAAUGGCAAGAAGGAUCAAACCAUCACCUCGUUGCCACCAGCUAGUAAGGAUGCAUCAUUGGCAUCUUCUCAGCCAGUUUGUAAUGAUGUCGAAGAUAUCUCUGAGCCUCCAGUGGAAGUGAAUGUACAGGAGAAGGGAAGGAGGGUAGAGAAGGACAGCUAUUCUACUUCGGGCAUUGAACUCAAGCAGCCUACAAGUUAUCCAUCUUCAUACCCUAUUAACAUCAGAGAGGAGAGCGGAAUACCAUCCAUCUCAAUGGACAAAGUGAGGCCAGAGAUGAGUAGUUCUUUUGGUGGCUCUACUAGUCAAAGGAUCUAUUCAUCUUCAUAUUCCCAAGACACCUCCGAUCAGGAAGAGAAAGUGAAGAAGGUGUCACCGCCUCGUAGGAAAGGGUUGCGGGAAGAAAAACCAGACCGGCCUCAAAACUGGACAAAAAGAGAUGGUGGUGGCACAUUGGAAGCCCCAGCCGUGCCAAACUCUAGAAAGCCUAAUACUGUGGUCCAGAACACAAGUGAUAUUGCUUCAAGACAAUAUGAAACAGAGCCUUCUCUCGAUGAGAAUAUCGAUGCACUGCUCGAGGAAGAAGAAGCUCUAAUUGCAGCGCACAGAAAGGAAAUAGAAGACACGAUGGAAAUCGUGCGUGAGGAAAUGAAGCUACUAGCGGAAGUGGACCAGCCAGGAAGCAUGAUAGACAGCUAUGUAACACAGCUAAGCUUUGUGUUGUCGAGGAAAGCAGCGGGACUCGUCAGCCUUCAAGCUCGCCUAGCUCGGUUCCAACACCGUCUCAAAGAACAAGAAAUCCUCAGCCGCAAGAGAGUGCCGCCCCGGUAAACAACUGAAACAUCGUCGCCUUCUUCUGCCUUCAGUAAAAUUUGCAUUUUGAAAAAAAAAAAACAGAUUGAAAUUCCUACAAAAGAAAAGAAGAAAGAAGAGUUUCGUUCAGUGAGUGUGUGGAGUGGAUGGAUGCGUAUCUGUUUGGAUACGGGCGAGUUUCAUUCAGACAAAAGAGUGCUAAAAACUCGGUAGUUUCAGACGAAGGUGAGUGAAGGUUCUCUCUCUCUCUGACAUACAGAGGAAAAUGUUUGUGGUUUGUAUGUGUUGGUGAAAUGGAACGAGGCUGUGGGGUGGCAUAUAUCGUAUGUGGGUUUCUCUCUCUUUUUUCUUCUUCUUUUAUUAUUACAUUUUGUGUUUUUUUUUUCUCCUGAUUUUCUGUAUUCUAAAAAACAGAAUUGUAACAAUCUUCUUCUUGUCCUUCACUUGGUAAUGAAAUGUGGGUUGCUACAUC